Molecule: messenger RNA, 2532 nt
Organism: Pedinophyceae sp. YPF-701
Lineage: Eukaryota; Viridiplantae; Chlorophyta; Pedinophyceae
Source: the annotation of a GenBank genome assembly
AUGCCGAAGUUCACGGUGGAUGAGAUGCGCAAGCUGAUGGACAAGAACCAGAACAUCCGCAACAUGUCGGUGAUUGCGCACGUCGACCACGGCAAGUCGACCCUCACCGACUCGCUGGUGGCCGCCGCGGGGAUUAUCGCCGAGGCCACGGCCGGCGACGCCCGCGUCAUGGACACCCGCGCUGACGAGCAGGAGCGUGGCAUCACCAUCAAGUCCACCGGUAUCUCGCUGUACUACAAGAUGACGGACGAGGAGCUCAAGGGCCUCAAGCACCCCCGCGACGGCAACGACUUCCUGAUCAACCUGAUCGACUCGCCCGGCCACGUCGACUUCUCCUCGGAGGUGACGGCUGCCCUGCGCAUCACGGACGGCGCCCUCGUGGUGGUCGACUGCAUCGAGGGCGUGUGCGUGCAGACGGAGACGGUGCUGCGCCAGGCCCUGGGCGAGCGCAUCAAGCCGGUCCUGACGGUCAACAAGCUCGACCGGUGCUUCCUGGAGCUCCAGAUGGACCCCGAGGAGGCCUUCAACACCUUCCGCAAGGUGAUCGAGAACGUCAACGUGAUCCUGGCGACGUACUCGUCGGACAAGAAGCUGGGCGACCAGCAGGUGUACCCCGAGCAGGGCACGGUGUGCUUCUCCGCGGGCCUGCACGGCUGGGCCUUUACGCUGCUGACCUUUGCGCGCAUGUACGCCGCCAAGUUCGGCGUGGCCGAGGAGAAGAUGAUGGACCGCCUGUGGGGCGACAACUUCUUCGACGCGAAGGCGAAGAAGUGGUACAAGGAGGAGCGCGACGGCGCCAAGCGCGGCUUCGUGCAGUUCAUCUACGAGCCCAUCAACAAGAUCAUCCAGCUGGCGAUGAACGACAAGAAGGACGAGCUGUUCGGCAUGCUCGAGAAGCUCAACAUCAAGCUCAAGGCCGAGGACAAGGAGCUCGUGGGCAAGGCGCUCAUGAAGCGCACGCUGCAGGCCUGGCUGCCCGCCUCGACGGCGCUGCUCGACAUGAUGGUGCACCACCUCCCCUCGCCCUUCGUGGCGCAGAAGUACCGCGUGGAGACGCUGUACGAGGGCCCGCAGGACGACAAGUGGGCCACGGCCUUCAAGAACUGCGACCCCAACGGCCCGCUGAUGAUGUACGUGUCCAAGAUGAUCCCCAUCGGCGACACCGGGCGCUUCCUCGCGUUCGGGCGCGUGUUCGCGGGCAAGGUCUCGGGCGGCAUGAAGGCGCGCAUCAUGGGCUCGAACUUCGUCGUCGGCGAGAAGAAGGACCUGUACACCAAGGCCAUCCAGCGCACGGUGCUGUGCAUGGGCCGCCGCCAGGACGCCGUGGAGGACGUGCCGUGCGGCAACACGUGCGCGCUGGUCGGCCUGGACCAGUACAUCGCGAAGACGGCCACCAUCGUGGACUCGGACGCCGUGGACGCGCACCCGAUGAAGCCCAUGAAGUUCUCCGUGUCGCCCGUGGUGCGCGUGGCGGUCACGACGAAGGACCCCUCGCUGCUGCCCAAGCUCGUCGAGGGCCUGAAGCGCCUCUCGCGCUCGGACCCCAUGGUCCAGUGCUCGACGGACGACGAGACGAAGCAGUGCAUCAUCGCUGGCGCCGGCGAGCUGCACCUGGAGAUCUGCCUCAAGGACCUGCAGGACGACUUCAUGGGCGGCGCGCAGCUGGUGGUGUCGGACCCGGUCGUGCCGUUCCGCGAGACGGUGACGGUCGAGUCGGAGCGCGUGGUGAUGUCCAAGUCGCCCAACAAGCACAACCGCCUGUACUUCAAGGCCACGCCCAUGGACGAGGAGCUCGCGCACGCGAUCGAGGAGGGCGACAUCACGCCGCGCGACGACCCCAAGGACCGCUCGAAGAAGCUCGUCGACACCUUUGGCUGGGACAAGGACGAGGCCAAGAAGAUUUGGUGCUUUGGCCCCGACACCACGGGCCCCAACCUGGUCGUCGACGUGACCAAGGGUGUGCAGUUCCUCAACGAGAUCAAGGACUCGGUCGUCGCCGGGUUCCAGGACGCCACGGCCAAGGGCGUGCUCUGCGACGAGCCCAUGCGCGGCAUCCUGUUCCAGCUGCACGACGUGACGCUGCACGCCGACGCCAUCCACCGCGGCGGCGGCCAGCUCAUCCCCACCACGCGCCGCGUCCUCUUCGCCUCGGAGCUCACGGCCCAGCCGCGCCUGCAGGAGCCCGUCUUCCUCGUCGAGAUCCAGGCGCCCGAGCCCGCGCUCGGCGGCAUCUACUCGUGCAUCAACACCAAGCGCGGGCAGGUGUUCGAGGAGGUCCAGCGCCCGGGGACGCCCAUGUACAACAUCAAGGCCUACCUCCCCGUCGUCAACUCGUUCGGGUUCACCGGCGACCUCCGCGCCGCCACCUCGGGCCAGGCCUUCCCGCAAAUGGUGUUCGACCACUGGGAGACCAUCCCGCAGGACCCGCUCAAGCUCGAGUCCCAGGCCGGCGUCAUCAUGCUCGACGUCAGGAAGCGCAAGGGCCUCAAGCCCGAGCCGCAGCCGCUGUCGGAGUACGAGGACAAGCUCUAA